Molecule: messenger RNA, 1699 nt
Organism: Chrysochloris asiatica (Cape golden mole)
Lineage: Eukaryota; Metazoa; Chordata; Mammalia; Afrosoricida; Chrysochloridae
Gene: PDIA6
Product: protein disulfide isomerase family A, member 6
Exons: 13
Coding region: 7-1320 (437 amino acids)
Biological process (GO): response to endoplasmic reticulum stress
Cellular component (GO): endoplasmic reticulum lumen
Molecular function (GO): protein-disulfide reductase activity; protein disulfide isomerase activity
Source: RefSeq, a predicted model, not a curated record
CUCAGCAUGGCUCGCCUAAUGCUCGGUUUGGUGAUCUGUGCCUUCUUUCUAGCCGUGAAUGGUCUAUAUUCCUCUAGCGAUGAUGUAAUCGAAUUAACUCCAUCAAAUUUCAACCGAGAAGUUAUUCAGAGUGAUAGUUUAUGGCUUGUAGAAUUCUUUGCACCAUGGUGUGGCCACUGUCAAAGGUUAACACCAGAAUGGAAGAAAGUAGCCACUGCAUUAAAAGGUGUUGUAAAAGUUGGUGCAGUUGAUGCAGAUAAACAUCAGUCCUUAGGAGGUCAGUAUGGUGUUCAGGGAUUUCCUACCAUCAAGAUUUUUUCUUCCAACAAAAACAGACCUGAAGAUUAUCAGGGCGGCAGAACUGCCGAAGCCAUUGUGGAUGCUGCUCUCAGUGCUGUGCGGCAGCUUGUGAAGGAUCGCCUGGGGGGACGGAGUGGUGGAAAACAGGGCAGAAGUGAAGGUUCAAGUAAGAAAGAUGUGAUUGAACUGACAGAUGACACUUUUGAUAAAAAUGUCCUUGAUAGUGAAGACGUUUGGAUGGUUGAGUUUUAUGCUCCUUGGUGUGGACAUUGCAAAAACCUAGAGCCAGAAUGGGCUGCUGCUGCUACUGAGGUAAAAGAGCAAACGAAAGGAAAAGUGAAACUAGCAGCUGUAGAUGCUACAGCUAAUCAGAUGCUAGCCAACCGAUACGAGAUUAGAGGAUUUCCUACAAUCAAGAUUUUUCAGAAAGGCGAGUCUCCUGUGGAUUAUGAUGGUGGUCGGACAAAAUCCAACAUAGUGUCACGGGCCUUAGAUUUGUUUUCUGAUAACGCUCCACCUCCUGAGCUGCUGGAGAUAAUUAAUGAGGACAUUGCCAAGAAGACUUGUGAAGACCAUCAGCUCUGUGUUGUGGCUGUGUUGCCCCACAUUCUUGAUACUGGAGCUGCAGGCAGAAAUUCUUAUUUGGAAGUUCUUCUGAAGUUGGCAGAAAAAUACAAAAAGAAAAUGUGGGGGUGGCUGUGGGCAGAAGCUGGAACCCAGUCUGAACUUGAGAAUGCUCUGGGGAUUGGAGGAUUUGGAUACCCUGCAAUGGCAGCUAUUAAUGCCCGCAAGAUGAAAUUUGCUCUUUUAAAGGGAUCUUUCAGUGAACAAGGCAUUAAUGAGUUUCUCAGGGAGCUCUCUUUUGGGCGUGGCUCUACAGCACCUGUAGGAGGUGGGGCUUUCCCUAAAAUAAGUACAAUAGAACCUUGGGAUGGCAAGGAUGGUGAGCUUCCUGUGGAAGAUGAUUACAUUGAUCUCAGUGAUGUGGAGCUUGAUGACCUGGGGAAAGAUGAGCUGUGAGACGCACAGCAUUAAAUGCCGUUUUCAUUCUUGGGAGCGGAUUCUUCCAGCAGUGAAGGAACAUUCAGAUGAAUCUACCAGUGGCCUUUUUAACCAAGAAGUAUCACUUGAUUGGUCAUUUGAAAACACUGCAGCCGUGAAUUUUUGCAUCUCAAGAAAACAUUGAAAAAUUCUAUGAAUUGUUGUAGCCAGUGAAUUGGAUUGUAUUCUGUCAAAUAAUAUUUUGAAGAAAACUGAUGGUUUGUUGAAAUAUUUUUUUCUGUCCCUCUUAACUGCUGCUUGAAUGUUCUGUGAGGCAGUUUCCUAUAUGUGUUUUUUAAUGUGAUCCCUUAAUUUGAAUAUUAAUGGAUUUUCCAUUAAUGAAUAUUUUAGACAAUGC